UUUUCUGUUACUAUCCCUAAGAUUAAACGCAUAAAGAGGCGUACUAACGGGGGGGUUAACCACCCCCCGAAAUUGUUGGGAAGACUUUCAUAAAACUUAAAAAAUUAUUUGCGAUCAAAUAUAUCUGAAGACUGAUUAGUCAAUCUUUCAACUGAAAUCGAAAUCGCUGAAGAAUUAGACAUGGAUAAACUUAUACCUACAGAGCUUUGUUUCUCUAAAAGCAAGAAAAAUCAAUUUUAAAUAAAAGCAUAACGAUUAUAAAAACUUUAACAAUGGAAGAGCUAAAGGACAAAAGUUUACAUUUAACAGCAGAAAAAUUAGCCGAGGAACUUCAAAAAAUGGACAACUAUACCACAUUUUAUGAAGAUUUGCAGGUAUUAGCUGCGUCAUACGACGUAUCAAUAGAUGACUUUAAAAAUACUUUAGUCCAGGCAGUAAAUAAAGGAAGUAUGGAAACAAAUCUCAGAAAUGCAGUAUUUCACUGGUUAAGAAGUCAUGAAAAUAAUAAACAAAUGGUUGUUAGGGAAGAAAUAACGAGUAGAGAAUCGUUAGAUUAUUUGAGAAAAGCUCAAAUUACUUGGGAAAGAAGAAUACAAAAAUCAUUGGAGUCUAUGUGCGAGGAAAUUGGUAUACAUUUAUCUUAUUAUAGAUCCAAAGCAGAUCGAGAUGAAAUGUUACAAAAAUGGAACGAGCUCAGUACAUACAAUACUAAUUUAGAACGUUUGAGACCAGUUUAUGCUCCAAAAGAUUUUUUAGAAGUAUUAUUUUCAUUGCAUAACCCUAAUUAUCGAAUGAUAUCAGAUGAUAUGAUAUGGGACUUUACCUACUUACCGUUGAAAGUUAAGACACUGUCUGAACUCAGACAUCUCUAUAGAGAUUUAGCCACAGCUGAUUUACUCUUGGGCUUAACAACGUUGACAAAAAUGUCCUGUGGUUCAACGUUACAAGGAGAACAAGAGCGAAUCGCUUUAGGAGAAAAAGUUUUAGAAUAUCAACACGCUCCAGUUUGUCAAGAAUUUUUGAAACUAUGUGCACCACGCAGCCUUCGAGGCAGGCUUUGGACACAGAUUCUAGGAUCCAAUGUUAAAUCGUCGGAACAACAUUACACGGAACUCAAAGAACGAGUUUUGAAUUACGACAUGUUGAUAGACAAAUUAAUUACAAAAGAUGUACAACUAACAGCAUGUAAUGACGAUCAGUACUUCGUCUUCGAAGACGUUCUACACCAGAUAAUGUUAUGUUUCACUCGUGACACCGAUGUGUUGUCCGUAUUCAACAGUUCGACGAGUCAUCCGAUUUUAACGUCGUUGAAAGGCAAGCCAUCCAAGGAGGCUAUUUAUCCCCCAAACGGCAUUAUACCAUUUCACGGUUUCACAAUGUACGCGGCUCCUAUAUGCUAUCUGUUCAACGAUCCUGUUUCAUUAUAUUCUACAUUCCGAGCGUUCUACCUGCGUUACUGGUUCAGACUGCACAAUAUAAGCUCACACCCACAAAGCAUUCUAGGAUUAUGUAUUUUAUUCCAGCGACUUUUACAAAGACACGAGACAAAUAUCUGGUCUCACUUUAUGAGCCAUAAUAUACAUCCCAUCAGGGUUGUUUUCAAAUGGCUUAUGAAAGGUUUCAGUGGAUAUUUACUUCCGGAACAAUUACUAAACCUAUGGGACAUGAUUAUAGCUUACGACUCUCUGGAAGUAUUACCACUAUUGGCAGUCGCUAUUUUGAGUUUUAGAAAAGACAAUCUACUUCAAGUUAACACAUUACAAAAUGUAGACUCUGUUCUAGUUGAUUUAUCAUCGCUCAAUGUGAUGUCUCUACUACAACUAGCACUAAAAGGACCAAACCAAAUAUAAUAAAUAAAAAAUUUUCAAACAUAAUGUAACAUUAGAAUAAAUAUUAAAAAUAAUUAACAAAUGUAAAAUGUAAAUCAAUUUAACAAACAAAAAUUGGUUGAGAUUAGAAGAAAGAGUAUAACUCCAAAAAUACAAACAUUCCCUAAAAAUGUAUUAAGUAUGAAAUACAUAAAAUGCCUCAGUUUACUUAUCUAUUUAAAUGGAAAUUUUAUAAGAAAAAAGCAAGCUUCUUC
Messenger RNA from Sipha flava (yellow sugarcane aphid), 2083 nucleotides. Its product is annotated as TBC1 domain family member 19-like. Bases 273 to 1850 code for a protein of 525 amino acids. Lineage: Eukaryota; Metazoa; Arthropoda; Insecta; Hemiptera; Aphididae. The record is from RefSeq and is a predicted model, not a curated record. The transcript has 13 exons.